Ziziphus jujuba (common jujube) is the source of this 896-nucleotide messenger RNA. RefSeq lists its product as uncharacterized. Gene Ontology annotation, molecular function: fatty acyl-CoA hydrolase activity. Lineage: Eukaryota; Viridiplantae; Streptophyta; Magnoliopsida; Rosales; Rhamnaceae. The coding region runs from base 153 to 638 and encodes 161 amino acids. The transcript is spliced from 3 exons. The record is from RefSeq and is a predicted model, not a curated record.
AUAAAGGAAAAAAUAUGUGAUCAGAAAAAAAAAAAAAAAAAAAAAAGGGCUGUAUGUUAGUUUUUAUAUAGAAAGGAAGAAGGAAAGGAGCAAAGGUUGUGGUUGAGAAGGAAGAGGAAAGAGUGAGGGGAAUUGGAAUAAAUUAAGGUGAAAUGAUUAUGAAAGAGGAAGACAAUAAUGUAAAUAAUUCUCGGAAAUGGCUGGAAGAUCUGUCAAACGGGACCAUCACUCACGAUAUGGAAGGCGAAUCUCUGGCGGGUCUGCACAUCAUUUCUGCUCGUAAAGGCUUUGUGCUCUGUAAUUUCGUUGUUCCAACAACCUUAUCCGAUCAACAUGGAAAUUGGCACGCCGGAGCAAUGGCAACGUUGAUCGACGAUGUUGGAGCCUCCGCUAUCUACUCCUCUAUCGGUCAAAUGAAAGUGUCCGUUGAUUUCAGUGUUUCUUAUAUUUCGACGGUCAAGAUUCAAGAAGAGGUUGAGAUAGAGGCAAAGGUAUUAGGGGAGCUGGGAAAGCUUACUUCUGUGAUAAUUGAAGUUAGAAGGAAAUCCAAUGGAGAAUUAGUUGCUUUGGGUAAGCAAUGGAUGGCAUCACCCUCUAAUACUAAUAGGACCAACCAAGACCAACUAAGUAAACUUUGACGUCAAUGUCAAUUGGACAAUAUGCUGUUUUUUUGUGUUCAUGAGCUGGGCCGGAUACCAACAGUGAUUAAUAUUGUAAUUCUUUUUUCUUAUAGCCCACUUGUAAUAUCGUUGUUUGAUUUUUUUCUGAACUCAUUUUAUGUCUUACAAAUCUAAUACAUGCUAAUGAUACAUAUCCAGAUUAUUACUUUUUUUUAUUUUUAUAGAUUUGUAUUUGAUAAAGGCAUAUAUAGCAAAAUAAAUAUGCACCUUUUGGAA